Cynara cardunculus var. scolymus (artichoke) is the source of this 1241-nucleotide messenger RNA. Its product is annotated as probable protein phosphatase 2C 47. NCBI's taxonomy places the organism in Eukaryota, Viridiplantae, Streptophyta, Magnoliopsida, Asterales, Asteraceae. Gene Ontology annotation, biological process: protein dephosphorylation. The transcript is spliced from 4 exons. The coding region runs from base 1 to 1185 and encodes 394 amino acids. Gene Ontology annotation, molecular function: cation binding; protein serine/threonine phosphatase activity. The record is from RefSeq and is a predicted model, not a curated record.
AUGGGACCUGGGACUGAUGUGUGGCCUCAUUGUACCUCAUUGGAUAAUGGGUAUUCAAGGGAAUGCAUGCCUGCUAUGAUAGAAGAUGAGGAGCCUGAUGAUGAUUUGGAUAAUGUCACCCAGCCAAACUAUGCUAAGCCUCCCAGAAAUGGCCCACCAGUGCGACAUAGUAUCAGCGAGGCUUUAUUGGUUGACACCUCUAAUUUGGUGAGUAAAUCUACCCACACGCCCUUUUUGGACAAAAUUUCUGGGCCGGAUUCACCACAGGAUUUAAGUUCUGCAUCUUUACCUGCAUUUCGCUCAGGAAGCUGUUCUGAGAUAGGUCCAAAACCAUAUAUGGAGGAUGAAUUUAUCUGUGUCGAUGAUCUUCAAGAACAUUUAGAUGCAAAACUGGAUCUUCCUUUGACUGGAGCAUUUUAUGGGGUGUUUGAUGGGCACGGUGGAGUUGAUGCGGCAUCAUUCACGAAGCGAAACAUUCUGGAGUUUAUCGUCGAGGACUCUAAUUUCCCAAAUGGGGUGAAGAAAGCUGUCAAGAAUGCUUUUGUCAAAGCAGAUCAUGCAUUAGCAGAUACUAGUUCUUUGGAUAAUUCAUCUGGAACAACUGCUUUGACUGUUCUUAUAUUAGGAAGAAAUAUGAUUAUUGCUAAUGCUGGCGACUCAAGGGCCGUUCUUGGAAAGCGAGGAAGAGCAAUCGAACUCUCUAUCGACCACAAACCGAGCUCCACAUCAGAGAAAAAACGGAUUGAAAAACUAGGAGGCGUGAUUUACGAUGGUUACCUCAACGGUCAGCUAUCUGUGGCACGGGCACUGGGAGACUGGCACAUGAAGGGACCAAAAGGCUCGGCUUGCCCGUUAAGCGCGGAGCCGGAGUUAAAAGAGGUGACCCUAACCAAAGAAGACGAGUUUCUGAUACUUGGGUGUGAUGGUUUGUGGGAUGUGAUGAGCAGCCAAUAUGCUGUGACAAUAGUAAGGAAAGAACUUAUGGUUCACAAUGAUCCUGGAAAAUGUUCUAGAGAACUUGUUAGUGAGGCUUUAAAAAGGAAUAGCUGCGAUAAUCUAACGGUGGUCGUCGUUUGCUUCUCGUCGGAGCCGCCACCGAAGAUCGAAGUACCGAAAUCGGAGAAGCGGAGGACCAUAUCGGUUGAAGGAUUGGAUGUUCUCAAAGGUGUUUUGCAUCAUAUUUGAACGUUUGCUGCAAAUUAUUGAUGGAAUUGGCAUGUGUUUGUCUAAUAAAUAAUGGA